This is a messenger RNA of Encephalitozoon hellem ATCC 50504, 498 nucleotides long. RefSeq lists its product as uncharacterized. The transcript has a single exon. Lineage: Eukaryota; Fungi; Microsporidia; Unikaryonidae. The record is from RefSeq and is a predicted model, not a curated record. Bases 1 to 498 code for a protein of 165 amino acids.
AUGCGGGAGACCGGAGAAUCCUUGAAAGAUGCUCUGGACUUGAAGAUUUUCACAAAUAAAAGAAUAUGCAUUGACGAGGUUCUUCCGCAGAAUGUGGAUUUUCUUGUUCUUGAUCUUUCGAGUGCCUUGGGACUUUCUAUAUUUACAUUCCGCGAGACAGCAAGUCACUAUAGGAAAAUUGCAAGUAUGCAAGGCAAGAAAGUUGUCGUGAGGUCAAUCUAUGAUGGAGGAUAUAUUGAGUCUGGAAUUAUAGACGAUGUAUGGAGUGCAACGAAUAUGUGCGAAUGCAGAGUAGAUGGAAUGGUCUGGACAUAUAGAUCUGGAACUUGUAAGAAGUCUAAUUGGUAUGAGUAUGAUAUAAUAAUCAGGGUUUUACCACUAGAUAGCGGAGUAUCUACAGAUGUUGAUGGAACGAUUCUUAUUUUCGAUAGGGAAAGAAAGUAUGCAGAACUUAGAUAUAAGGUUUUGAGGAGCAGGACGGCAUAUUAUACUCAGUAG